Messenger RNA from Capsicum annuum, 2578 nucleotides. Its product is annotated as CDPK-related kinase 5. The record is from RefSeq and is a predicted model, not a curated record. Gene Ontology annotation, cellular component: cytoplasm; nucleus. Gene Ontology annotation, molecular function: calmodulin binding; calcium/calmodulin-dependent protein kinase activity; ATP binding. The transcript is spliced from 11 exons. Lineage: Eukaryota; Viridiplantae; Streptophyta; Magnoliopsida; Solanales; Solanaceae. Gene Ontology annotation, biological process: intracellular signal transduction; peptidyl-serine phosphorylation; protein autophosphorylation. The coding region runs from base 259 to 2025 and encodes 588 amino acids.
CCGUCCCCAUCCAUCCAUCCAUCCAAUUCAUUCAUUAAAACGGAGCUACCCAACCCCGUUUCCCCCAUUCAUCAGAAUUACAAGUGUAUCCACACAUCCAUCCCAUUCCAAUUUUCACAUACACAUACAUACAUCACAUCAUUACCAUCUCCGGCUCCGGCACCGGCACCGCCAGCCAGUUUGCUUCACUCUUCAACUUAUAGCAACUAUGUUUUCCCACUUGUUUGCUUAAGCGCGCUUCUGUUGUGUUAUUACAACAUGGGUGCUUGUACCUCAAAGCCUCCAAGACCCAAUCCUUAUUCCCCACAAGAAAUCUUUCCACCUCUAAAGACACCAAAAAUUGAUGAACCCCAUAAAGACAAUGAAGCUAAAAAAUCACCUUUCUUCCCAUUCUACUCACCCAGUCCAGCUCGUUUUUUUCUAUCAAAGAAAUCACCUGCCCGUCACUCUUCUGCUUCUAAGAGUGCCAAUUCUACUCCAGCCAGGUUGUUUAAACGACCCUUUCCUCCACCUUCUCCCGCGAAGCACAUUAAAGCUUUGCUUUUGAGGCGGCAUGGUAGUGUUAAGCCUAAUGCUGCUGCUAUACCUGAAGGGGAGGAAAGUGAAGGUGCUAAUUUGGAUAAGAGUUUUGGGUUUAAUAAGCAGUUUAAUACUAAGUAUGAGAUUGGAGAGGAAGUGGGUAGAGGUCAUUUUGGCUAUACUUGUUCUGCUAUCGUUAAGAAAGGUGAACUUAAGGGUCAGAAAGUUGCUGUUAAGGUCAUUCCUAAAGCAAAGAUGACAACAGCCAUUUCCAUUGAGGAUGUCAGAAGGGAAGUUAAAAUUUUGCGCGCCUUAACAGGACAUACCAAUCUCAUACAAUUCUAUGAUGCAUUUGAAGAUCGGGAUAAUGUCUACAUAGUGAUGGAGUUAUGCCAAGGAGGAGAGCUUCUCGAUAGAAUACUUGCACGAGGCGGGAAGUACUCAGAAGAGGAUGCGAAAGACGUCAUGGUACAAAUAUUAAAUGUUGUUGCGUUCUGUCAUCUCCAGGGUGUUGUGCACCGUGAUCUUAAACCUGAGAAUUUUCUGUUUUCAUCCAAUGAUGAAUCUUCCCAGUUAAAAGCCAUAGAUUUUGGCUUAUCAGAUUAUGUGAGACCAGAUGAAAAGCUUAAUGACAUUGUUGGAAGUGCAUAUUAUGUAGCACCGGAAGUUCUGCACAGAUCAUACGGUAUUGAGGCUGACGUGUGGAGUAUAGGUGUGAUAGCAUAUAUUCUUCUGUGUGGUAGUCGUCCUUUUUGGGCCCGCACAGAGUCUGGAAUCUUCAGGGCCGUUUUAAAGGCUGAUCCAACUUAUGAUGAAGCACCUUGGCCAACUCUAACUUCGGAGGCUAAAGAUUUUGUCAAGCGACUAUUGAAUAAAGAUCCUAGAAAAAGAAUGAGUGCUGCUCAAGCAUUAUGUCAUCCUUGGAUGCGUAAUCAUAGUGGCACAAAACUACCGCUUGAUAUUCUUAUAUUUCGACUCAUGAAAACAUAUAUGCGAUCAUCCUCUUUGCGUAAGGCUGCUUUAAGGGCGUUGUCGAAAACUUUGACAGCAGAUGAACUGUUCUAUCUAAAGGGUCAAUUUGCAUUGCUGGAGCCAGACAAAAAUGGCAGCGUAAAGCUAGAAAACAUAAGAUCAGCGCUACUGAAAUAUGGAACAGAUGCUAUGAAGGAGUCUCGGAUUCCAGAUUUUCUUGCUUCGCUAAAUGCACUUCAAUAUAGAAAGAUGGAUUUUGAAGAAUUUUGUGCAGCUGCCUUGAGUGUUCAUCAGCUGGAGGCUCUUGAGCGCUGGGAGCAACAUGCUAGGUGUGCAUAUGAAAUUUUUGAUAAGGAUGGCAAUAAGGCUAUUGUUAUAGAAGAGCUUGCAUCUGAACUUGGACUGGGUCCUUCAAUACCAGUUCAUGCUGUCCUUCAUGACUGGAUAAGGCAUACAGACGGAAAGCUAAGUUUUCUUGGUUUUGUGAAAUUGUUGCAUGGUCCUUCUACCCGAGGACUUGCAAAGGCGCAGUAGCAUUUGAAAAGCCUUCAGGAUUGCUUGUGAUACUGGAGUCUAGACAUUGUGGCUGAGAUAAUCUUCAAGCAUUUCCACAUUUUACAGAUAUCAGCUACCUUGCAGUGAAACGCCAAAAAUCCUUGGCCUGCUCUGAGUUCAAUUUGCUGGAGUAUGUUUGAUCCACGGGUUUCACUCUCAGCAUGUACUGCCCGCUUGUACUUCCCCACCAUAUAGUGUAAAGAUUUCUGAUGGUGUGCGCGGGUAAACACAUGGUUGAUUGGACUAGCAGUUGUUUGUUACCAAGGGGAAUGGUCCUGGUUGCUGCAACUCCUGCCAACAGGGAUUAACAAGAUGAAGUGACUGGUUUGCCACUUAAGUUGGGAUUGUGGUCUCAGUAUAGAUGAAUAGGGCCUUAGUUUAUUCAGCGGUGGAAUUGAUUGAUUUCUAUUUAUCAUCAAAUUUGAGUCCAGGCUAAAGUUGCCGGAUUUGUAUCUUAGCAGAUAAAGGUACUUACUAUUUGGAAACCAAAUGACUAAAAUAAUGCUGUCUCAAGUAAUGCAUAUUCCUCAAA